AUGAGCCAAACUCCUCCGCUCUACCACCAAGGUCUUCAUGUAGUCGGAGAUGAUCAUGAUUUCGAAUCAAGGUCAAAUGACCUUGCUCGCAAUUUCGAUUUGCCAGCUCUGGAAGAGGGCCCGUACGUUGUCGAGCCGAAUCCACACGAAUCUGGCGAGGAGUCAGCAAAGAUGCUCACAAGCCCAAAACCCGCGGAAGGAUGGUGGCGCCGUGAGGAUAGCAAGCGGCGAGUGUACAUCGAGGCAGGUUUUGCAACCCUAGUUGUAAUCGCAAUUGUGGUUGGUGCGGUGGUCGGAACACGGAAACAGCACUCGUCAUCUCCUAGCGACUCGGCAGUAUCGCAUCUUCUGGAGCCAAACGAUGACGAUAUUCCGAUAGGAACAUCGUUCAAUGCAAGCUUCACGAUACCUGGGGCAAAUUGUACCAACGAGUGUCGCUCGAGUUCAUCGGUAUGA
Messenger RNA from Pestalotiopsis fici W106-1, 456 nucleotides. RefSeq lists its product as uncharacterized. The record is from RefSeq and is a predicted model, not a curated record. The transcript has a single exon. NCBI's taxonomy places the organism in Eukaryota, Fungi, Ascomycota, Sordariomycetes, Amphisphaeriales, Sporocadaceae. The coding region runs from base 1 to 456 and encodes 151 amino acids.